Humulus lupulus (European hop) is the source of this 1786-nucleotide messenger RNA. Its product is annotated as guanosine nucleotide diphosphate dissociation inhibitor At5g09550-like. Gene Ontology annotation, molecular function: Rab GDP-dissociation inhibitor activity. Gene Ontology annotation, biological process: small GTPase-mediated signal transduction; vesicle-mediated transport; protein transport. The record is from RefSeq and is a predicted model, not a curated record. NCBI's taxonomy places the organism in Eukaryota, Viridiplantae, Streptophyta, Magnoliopsida, Rosales, Cannabaceae. Bases 3 to 1346 code for a protein of 447 amino acids. Gene Ontology annotation, cellular component: cytoplasm. The transcript is spliced from 13 exons.
UCAUGGAUGAAGAAUACGACGUCGUAGUGCUCGGAACGGGCCUCAAAGAAUGCAUUCUCAGUGGCCUCCUUUCCGCUGAUGGCCUCAAAGUACUGCAUAUGGAUAGGAAUGACUAUUAUGGAGGGGAGUCUACUUCACUUAACCUCAAUCAGCUUUGGAAGCGAUUCAGAGACUCUGACAAGCCUCCAGAGCAUUUGGGCUCAAGCAAAGACUAUAAUGUUGACAUGAUCCCCAAGUUCACGAUGGCAAAUGGCGGUCUGGUUCGCGUCCUUAUCCAUACUGAUGUUACUAAGUAUCUGAAUUUCAAGGCUGUUGAUGGUAGUUUUGUGUACAACAAAGGGAAGAUCCAUAAAGUACCAUCUAAUGAUGUGGAAGCUCUUAAAUCUCCCCUUAUGGGGUUGUUUGAGAAGCGUCGAGCUAGAAAGUUUUUCAUCUAUGUUCAAGACUAUGAAGACAGUGAUCCAAAGUCUCAUGAAGGACUGGACCUCAACAAAGUUACAGCAAGAGAUCUUAUUUCGAAGUAUGGACUUGAUGACAACACAGUUGACUUCAUUGGACAUGCGCUAGCACUUCAUCGCAACGAUACUUACUUGGACGAGCCUGCUUUGGAUUUUGUGAAGAGGGUUAAGUUGUAUGCAGAAUCUCUAGCACGCUUCCAGGGAGGGUCUCCUUAUAUUUAUCCCCAUUAUGGACUCGGAGAGCUGCCCCAGGGAUUCGCUCGGUUGAGUGCAGUUUAUGGUGGCACUUACAUGCUCGGCAAGCCAGAAUGCAAGGUGGAGUUUGACGAGAACGGGAAGGCGUACGGAGUGACCUCAGAAGGAGAAACUGCAAAAUGCAAAAAAGUUGUAUGUGAUCCUUCAUAUCUCUCUGACAAGGUGAAGAAGGUUGGCAAAGUUGCUCGUGCAAUAUGUAUUAUGAGUCAUCCUAUUCCACAUACCAAUGAUUCUCAUUCAGCUCAGGUUAUUCUGCCCCAGAAGCAACUUGGACGUAAAUCUGAUAUGUACCUGUUUUGCUGCUCUUAUUCUCACAAUAUAGCUCCAAAAGGGAAAUACAUAGCUUUUGUUUUGACAGAGGCAGAGACUGAUGACCCUCAGGUGGAGUUGAAGCCUGGGAUAGAUCUCCUUGGACCUGUAGAUGAAAUGUUCUUUGACACUUAUGAUAGAUAUGAACCUACAAACCAGAAUGAUGAUGACAACUGUUUCAUAUCUACUAGUUAUGAUGCAACUACCCACUUCGAGACCACUGUAGAAGAUGUUAUUGCCUUGUACAGUAAAAUAACUGGAAAGGCUCUCGACUUGUCUGUGGAUCUGAGUGCUGCCAGUGCUGCUGCUGAUUCAGAAGAAUGAGAUUUCUCACAUGGAGGGGGUCAGGAGACAUGAGCUCCAAGUCCAACAAUACCAUCUUUCAUUCUUAAGCUUUAAAAUCUUUUGUGGUGUUUCUUUAAAGUUUUUUAGUUUUGUAAUUUCUUCAACUUAUUUUGCUCCUUCUGCCUAAUUCUGCCUAAUUUGUUUACCAAUAUCAUGCACCAUACCACAACUAAAAGAUGUGGCUCUAUCUAUUGUUACUUGAUUUUGGUAUAUAUCAAAAGUUGGAAUUCACUGCUUGAAUAGGCUAAUAGUUACUCCAACUGUUCUUGAGUGUGACCUUGCAAGGACUCAUUUCCAUUUCAAAGUAAAACUGUUCAUUGUGACUAAACAACCUCAUGAACAUGAGAUUUUACUUGACUGUAAAUUUCAUGUGCUCUGGAGACUAAGAUCAUUAAGGUAAGGGAAUAACCCCUGGACUA